Messenger RNA from Stegastes partitus (bicolor damselfish), 5247 nucleotides. It is a transcript of the gene corin, whose product is annotated as corin, serine peptidase. The record is from RefSeq and is a predicted model, not a curated record. Bases 65 to 3049 code for a protein of 994 amino acids. Gene Ontology annotation, molecular function: serine-type endopeptidase activity; protein binding. Gene Ontology annotation, biological process: proteolysis. Gene Ontology annotation, cellular component: membrane. The transcript has 20 exons. Lineage: Eukaryota; Metazoa; Chordata; Actinopteri; Pomacentridae.
UGGUCAGUGUAUUGAUCAGUGUAUUGUGUCUCGUCUCCUCCAGACUGCAGGACCCCCAGACAGGAUGGGAGGGGACACCUGUCCUCACAAGUUGGGAUCCACCAAUCAGCUGCAGCGGCUGCUCUUCUACAUCCUGAUUCCAGCUGUGAGCCUGCUGGGAGUCCUGCUGCUGGGCCUGGGCCUGACCGGUAUUUUUGGCAGCGACCUGUCAGACUCCGCCCCCCUCCCCUCCCCUGAGCACAUCGCCGACAACAACCGUGGUUACCAUGGCAACAGCACAAGCAGCCCCUCCUCCUCGUGGUUCGAGGCCGACAACGUCACGUUUGUUCUCCGAAGCCACGGCGACGUCCCGGCGAACCGCAGCGCGAGCACAGCCGUCCCUCCGAUUACCUCCUCUCAGGCCCCGCCCACACAGCCCCGCACCAAGCCUCCUGAUUGGAUGGCGGCCGUGACGGCGCUCAGCACGGCCUGGCCAAUGGGCACGACUCCAACACCUGACACAGCCCGCUGUGAGCCCAUCAGCCUGGAGCUGUGCAUGAACCUGCCCUACAACCUGACCAGCUUCCCCAACUUCCUGGGCCACCAGUCCCAGAGGGAGAGCUCCGUGUCCUGGGAGUCCUCGCUGUUCCCGGCGCUGGUCCAGACCGGCUGCUACCAGUACCUCAUGUUCUACGCCUGCACGCUGCUGGUGCCCAAGUGUGACCCGCUCAGCCUGCAGAGGGUCCCGCCCUGCAGGUCCAAACCCAGUUACCCUGCUCUGAUAGUCCCCACCGUCCUGACUAAACCAUCAGUAGUCAUCAAUCUGAAGCCUCUGAGAUUUGUCGUGGAGUCUUUCUCCCAUUGCGUGUGCGAUCCGACUCGUGAGCAUCGCUGCGCCGACGGCCGCUGUGUGUCCAGAGACUGGUUGUGCGACGGAGAUCACGACUGUCUCGACAAGAGCGACGAACUCAACUGCUCCUGCAAGAGCCAGGGUCUGCUGGAGUGCAGCAACGGUCAGUGCAUCCCUUCAGCGUUUCGCUGCGACGGAGAGGACGACUGCAAGGACGGCAGCGAUGAAGAGCACUGCAGCCGAGAGCAGAUGUCAUCUCCACAACCGUUCAUCAGCCAGAAACAGGAGCCGCCACCGACUGAGACCAGCAGGGACACCGUCGGAGAGGUUUCAGCUGAACGGCAGGCAGUGUUUCCAGAGAGCAGAGAGGGGACGACAGAGACCACAAGAAGAGUCAGAAACCACCGAAAAGAGAGGGUUGUGUUGCCUUGUGCGUCGUUCUGCGAGGCGGCGAGGGAAGGUUGUGAGCCCGUCCUCCAGAUGUUUAACGCUUCCUGGCCCGAGUUCCUGCGCUGCUCACAGUUCAGCAACGCCACCACCGCCCCGCCGCCAUCUUCACCUUCAUCAUCACCUUCAUCUUCACCACCAUCACCCUCCUCCUCCUCUUCAUCAGCUGCUGCCUGCUACACACCACGGCAGAUCAAAGGGAAACCCUCUGUAUGUGGCGGGAAGGACCACUUCCUGUGUGCGACGGGCAUCUGUGUUCCUCAGAAACUGGUGUGUAACGGAUACAACGACUGCGAUGACUGGAGCGACGAAACACACUGUGUGUGUCCAGAUGCAGAGUUUCGCUGCAACACCGGCCGAUGUUUGUCUCCAGCGCUGGUCUGUGACGGAUACGACGACUGUGGAGACCUGAGUGAUGAACACAACUGUGCCUUCAUUUGUCAACAUGAAUACGUUUUUGUUGCCGUGGUGACAGAGUGCUCUCCCAGUCACUUCAAGUGCCGCUCUGGUCGCUGCGUUCUGGCGACCAAGCGCUGCGACGGACACCUGGACUGCGACGACCACAGCGACGAGGACGAGUGCGGCUGUUCUGAGCGCGCUCUGUGGGAGUGUCCCGGCAGUAAGGUGUGCAUCAAGGCCAGCAUGAUCUGCGACGGCUUCCCAGACUGCCCCCUGCUGGUGGACGAGGCCAACUGCUCGGUGUGCAGCGAUAACGAGCUGUCCUGUAACAACCACCAGUGUGUCCAUCGGACUCUGUGGUGCGACGGGAAGAAGCACUGCUCAGACAGCUCAGACGAAUGGAACUGCGUCGCUCUGUCGGAUCAGUCGGGUUCUGUGCUGACGGUGUUUAAGACGGCAGCAGAGUACCAGGUCUGUGCAGACGAGUGGAACCACGAGUUGAGCAAACUGACCUGCAGCCAGCUGGGACUAGGGGUUCCCUCCUCUGUUUCCAUGGUAACCGACCAGCCGGGCGUCCCGGGCCGUCGCCGUUGGUUACACGUCCAUCCAGAGUGGAACCUGAGGAACAGUUCUGCUCUUCAGGCCCGGCUGGAGAAGAGAAGUCACGCCUGUCAUUCCAGGAGGAGAGUUUCAGUCCUUUGCACCAGAGAAGAGUGUGGUCAGCGCCCGGCGGUGGGCGUCCACCCUCACAGGAAGAAAAGGAUUCUGGGAGGCCGGGUGUCACGGCGGGGGGCGUGGCCAUGGCAGUGCUCGCUGCAGAGCGGUCAGAGCGGACACGUCUGCGGCUGCGUCCUCAUCGGCCGGCGGUGGGCGCUGACGGUCGCACACUGCUUUGAGGGGAGGGAGAGUGCUGAUCUGUGGAAGGUGGUUCUGGGCCUCAGUAACCUCGACCAUCCCGGCGUCCACAGCCAGAGCCGUGGCGUUCGCUCCAUCAUCGUGCACCCGCGCUACAACCGGGCCGUGGUCGACUACGACAUCAGCGUGGUGCAGCUCGACUCUGAGGUGGACGAGACGCCCUUCGUCAGACCAGUGUGUCUUCCUCUACCUGGCCAGCUGCCGUCGCCGGACUCCUACUGCUACAUCACCGGCUGGGGUCACAUGGGCAACAGGACGUCUCUUCUGUGUGUUCAGGGCGACAGCGGCGGCCCGCUGGUCUGCGAGGACGAUGGCGGCCGCUGGACGCUGUUCGGCCUGACGUCGUGGGGCAGCGUCUGCUUCAGCAAAGUGCUCGGACCCGGAGUUUACAGCAACGUGACGCAUUUCACGCCGUGGAUCCACCAGCAGAUCUACAUCCAGACGUACCUGAGCGACUGAACUGAGCGCCCGUUCAUUCCAGGAGGAGGUGAUGUCAUCAUCGGGCGCCACACACCUUCAGUUCCUCUACCUGUGCCUAUAUCUAUACUGGUCGCCUUCAGACGCUGGCUGCCCACCGAGCAGUCGUAGGAUUAUUAGUGCCACAGAUGCUAAUGAGCUAGCUAGUUGUCGAUGAGUAGAGCUCACAUUCAUACGAUGAAACAUUCACUCAAUUCUUAUGAUCGUUUUCUAGUUCAGAAAGGAGAAGAAUCUUGUAAAUCGUGAGGUUUAACCACUGAUGUUUCACACCAGGAAUCUGCUGCUUGCUGGAGGAGGAGGCGUCCUGAUAAAUUCUAAUCCAAACACCGAUCCUCUGAAUCGUUGUAAGUCAGCGUGGCUCCGUCAGACUCACCGAUGAGCCUCAACACCAGAGCAGCUGCACAGAUUCAGUUCUUCUCGUGUUCUGGCCGAUCAGUGGGAAAAAUAUCCUGAACUUGGUGUUAAAAACAGAUGAAAAGGUUCCCGCCAAUUUUAUGUCGUCGUUUGUUUUGAACAUUCUUGAAUUUAUCCUAAAUAAUGAUAAAUGGCUGUCAACAUCUGUUUCAAAUGUGGCCUCAGUUCAGGACUCGAACUGGAGCAUCAGCCCUAAAACCAGAGCGGUGUCACGUUGAAGCUCAGCAGAUUCACUGUAAACCCCGUGAAGAGCCUCCAGUGUCGGCAGUAAACCUCAGACCGUUUGAAAAAGCAUCAGUGGUGGUUGAAUGUCACGGUGAAACUCAGCUUUCUGUGCGUUCACAUGAAGGUUUCCUCUCAUUCUAAACUUGUUGUUGUGUUAAAUCUCCACGGUACAAACGUCUUCUUCAGCUCAGCGGUUAAACUUUGGACUCUCAUAGAAACAGGCCCGUAUUUGAAGCUAAUUUCCCCGAAAGCUUCUGAAAAUUUCCAGAAACGCAGCCGUUAAUGACAUUUCUAAAAGUGGUGCUGAUCAAAUGUGAGAAAGUUGCUCCAGUAAGUAGCUUGUACUUAUAUUUAGGAGAAAAUAAUAAUGCAGCCGAUGAACUAACGUCGUAGACAUUUACUGAUCGAGAACCCUCAGAGGAAACUCUGACCUCCUUUCACUGAAACUUGCAGAGCGUUCAGAACUGGAGCCACCAACACCAGGUGUAGCACCAAUACUCUGUGAUUUAAGGCUGAACAGCGGCUUGGUUUGAGGAAAGUUUCCAGGAGAGCAGCUGUGCAAUGAACCAAGCAGCUGUUGAGCUGAAAGCAGAGCAGCUGAGAAGUCAACCUCCCACAAUGCUUCACUCUAUAGUGCCUGUACCUAAAGUUAGCAGUCAAACCUUGUUACCUGUACAAUGUCGUACUGUAUGUGUGAGUGAGGGUGAAUGUCAGAGAGAACGGUGAGUUUCUUUGCUUCUGAAUGCAACGGCAACUUAUUUGGGCAACUUUUAUGGUCAACACUUUAUGUCUGUGUGAGAUAAUUGACUUUAGCCCCUCCCACAGCCUUUAACAUGCGUAACAGUGCGUUAGGAGGCGACGGGAGCUUCGUUAGUGUUUGUUCAGAAGUGCAGCCGCUGACGAGACCUGAAGUUUGAACAAAUCCUCAACAUCCACGCGCAACGUGUCAGAGUGUUUAAAAAAGAUUCAACUAAACCAACAGGAAAGUCAAAGCAGAGCAAAAAAUGGAAAUAUUCAAACAACUGCUUCUAACUGCAGCAUAUCGCUAACAUGGAUACCAAUGCUAACACGUAUUAGCCUUACCUCUUGUAGCUUUAGUUAGCUCGCAGACUCACUAACACAAACGAUUAACUGCCAAUUUAGCGCCAGCUAGAAUAUAAAGCACAAAUGUAGCACACUGACAGUAUACAACAUUUAUGUGUUUAUUAGCAGUAGCACUGAGCUACGUUAGCUUCGCCAUGUAUUCACAAGCCAGUGAUGUCCAGCUGUUUUCACUGGCAAGAUGUUGUAGCUCAAGUUAAAGCUAGUAAUUGAAAAAAGUAUAUCAACUGCAGGACGUUGUGGACCAUUUUAGGGCAACCUGAACUUCUUUACGUACUCGUAUGACUCGAGGUGUGAACCUGCCUGCUGACGGAUGCAUGACUGCGUUUGAGGCGCUCGACAGUCGGUGCUUCUAACGCUGUCCUGAGCUCCGUCCCCAGCAGGUUUAGUUACAGCAGCACCUUGAGCAGCUUUAGCAUUAAAAAAACACCUUCAACCAU